Molecule: messenger RNA, 1664 nt
Organism: Pseudogymnoascus verrucosus
Lineage: Eukaryota; Fungi; Ascomycota; Leotiomycetes; Thelebolales; Thelebolaceae
Exons: 1
Coding region: 631-1545 (304 amino acids)
Molecular function (GO): hydrolase activity
Source: RefSeq, a predicted model, not a curated record
UUUAUUAUCUUACCUGAGACAUCCUGGUAUUAUUUCGGCGGGAAGAGUAGAGUCCCCUUCUAUUCCCAUGACCAGAACGUCCAGCUCAGGGUCUUCCCUAGCCAAAUCUGACUUGUCAGAUGACUGCGAAUUCCCAGCCGUAAGCCCGGCGUUUACGGGGUCGGGACCGAGGUAGAAUGAAGGGGCAUGACGGGGCAUGACGUGCAGGGCCGUCGGUCCCUAGAGUGGCUUUUCAAAUCCUCUCUUCCGAAAUGUCUUAGUUAGACCCGCCCCUGAGGUGCUCCAAACCUUUAGGCGCGAGCGACUUUAGUAAACAUUCGGACCGAUUCGGAAAUUUACCUAACCAAUGCCGAAGUAGCAAGUCCGAUGGAGACAAAGAUGUAGACUGGUGAUGUGUAUGGGUGCUGGGUACUUCAGUACAUACAAUCAUUAUACUGUAACAUCGUAUGUUAGGUCGUCCUUCGGUCCGAACAAUUCGAAUUGGGUAGCCAGGAUAGAGAUCUAACGAUCUUAUAAGAUCUCACUGAUCGUUGAAGCCAAACCGUUCUCGAAUAGCUUACUUUAGACACCACAGCAUCUCCUCCAAAAGAUACUAAACUAUUUUACUGUUAACGAACGCUCAACGUACAAAUGGAGAUCAAGGUCCAAUUUCCCAGCGACGGCAACACGCUUGUCGGAACACUCUUCCGCCCCGAUGGAGCUGUCGGGAGGCUCCCCACUGUCGUUGCGGCCGGUGGAUGGUGCUACACCAAGGAGAUUGUGCUACCGCACAUCGCCCGUAUCGUGAAUGAACAGGGUGUACAGUUCCUGGGCUUUGACUAUGCUGGGUUCGGGGAGAGCUCGGGAGACCGCCGUCAGCAUCUAGACCCCUGGAGCCAGAUUUCCGACUACAAGAAUGCGCUGACCUACGCCGAAAGUCGGGACGAUGCUGAUCCUGACCAACUAGGGGUUUUUGGUAUCUCCUACAGUGGAGGCCACGCUUUAAUCUUGGCCGCAACUGAUCCUCGAGUCAAGUCUGCGGUGAGCGUGGUUCCUGUCGUGGAUGGGUACAACAACAUGCGUCGCGUGCAUGGAGAAACACGAUUCCGAGAUUUCGAAAACGCAAUUCUUGCAGAUCGUCGAGAGCGUGCCAAGACUGGCGGCGGCGGCAACAGGAUUGAAUUCGCCACUCAGACACCUAACGAGGUUUUAUCCGUCUGGCCAUUCGCCCGCGUCAACGAGGUGUUCACCCAGCUCAAGCUGACUGAAGCACCCCUCCAUGAGCACUGGAGCACCUUGGAGUCUGCCGAGCUUCUUUUAGACUAUUCGGUGUUCCCCUUCCUGGGUCGCAUCCUAGACAAGAAGGUCCUGAUGAUCGUUGCCGAGGCAGAUAAUAUCACUGCCUGGGAUCUGGAGAUCGAGGCAUUCAACAAGAUUUCCUCGCCGUUCAAGCGCCUUGAGAUCCUGCCUUCCGUCAGCCACAUGAGCUUGUACUCUGAGAAGACCGACACCAACAUUGCGGCCAAACACACGCGUGACUGGUAUGCCACAUCAUUUAAGAAAUAGGAAGCCCAGAACGAGAUGCUGGUACAAGACAGGGGGUGGUCAUGACCUCGGGCUGUAGUCUAGCAAAUGCACGUUAUAUAUUUGGCUCCUCCAUACGCUCCCAUACUAGCUCUCUCUCC